UUUAAAUAACAGAGUGCAUUAUGGGUAUACUGCAGUAUUUCAGACCAUAAACCUGAAGUGAUUUAUUUCCUUACUGGUGUGUGUUUAUGAUUGUACCAGGGGUGUGUGUGUGUGUGUGUGUGUGUGUCUGAGCCAUAAAUGCCAGAGUCUUGCUCAAAGGGCACUCUGAGUCUAUAUUAACAACGGAAGAGUGUGUGUGUUUGAGUUCCUUAGAAAUGUGGGUCUUUCUGUGUGUGUGUUUCGUCGCUUCAUUCAUCUGUAGUGCAGAUGGACAGGGCGCAGACACAAUCUGUACCGAUAGAAACGAUUUUGACGCUUGCGCAGAUAACUGGAAAUGUGAUCUAAAAGUCAGCCAGUGCUUCUGCAAGUCAGGAACUCCUUACUGCAGGUGUAAUAAUUAUAUUGAUGAGUUUUAUCUGGGGGAACGCUGCUCUCAGAAAUGGACGACGUUGUCCUUCGCCCUCGUAGCGACGCUUCCUGGAGUUGCACUUGCGUUCGUGAUCGGACUCGCUGUUCACCUCGCACACAGAUUCGGGAAAUCCAGCAAGAGCCCCGGAGCAGGGAAUGAACUCACCUACAUCCAGGAGCCGGACUUGUUCCCUGGAAUCGUUUUUGCAUCUGAUUUAAACACUCCUCCUCCUCCCGGCCCCACGCCAGUGAAGGUGGGAGUUCCCAUGGUGUCGUCUCGGCCGUACAGUGUGUCAGAUAACACACAAUUUUUAUCUGGUGGACCACCAAUGAGAGCUCCUCCACCACAGUACAGUGCACCUGAUAACACACGCCCUGCUUUUGACAGACCACCACUGGGGGCACGAUACAGUCUGCCCCCCUCCUCAGGUACACUGGGAGUUCCAGAGCGGGCGGGACAGCAGCCCUACAGCUACACAGGGGGCGGGGCUCAGGCGGUCAGUAACCCGUAUGCUAGAGCGAGAAACCCGUACGAGGAUCACGGUGCAUCUGGAGAGCAGUACAACCAACCCCCUUCCCCCCGAGCUUAUGCGGAGAUGGCUCCGCCCCCUGCUCCAUCCUACAGUGCUCCUGAACGUGGCAGUGUGUUUCCUCGAGCUCAAAUCGGCCGCCCGUACUGACACCUGCCCAUCUCGCGCGCUCUCUCUCUCUCACACACCCCACCUCAGUGUGUCUCUGAUGUUUUAGGAUUGUAAUUCUACUUGAUGAUUAAAUACAGGAAUGUUUUAUGGUAAACUUUAGGUGCUACUGAUUCACUUGUAUUUAAUGAUGAAAUAAUCAGGAUUAAAAAGAAUUUAGAAUUGAGAUGUUCAGAAUGUUUUCAGGAUUAAAUAUUUACUGUCAAUUUACUUUGUGCCAAAAAAUUAAACAGCUCUUUAAAUCAAAACAA
Molecule: messenger RNA, 1357 nt
Organism: Ictalurus punctatus (channel catfish)
Lineage: Eukaryota; Metazoa; Chordata; Actinopteri; Siluriformes; Ictaluridae
Exons: 10
Coding region: 216-1088 (290 amino acids)
Source: RefSeq, a predicted model, not a curated record